Molecule: messenger RNA, 6371 nt
Organism: Alligator sinensis (Chinese alligator)
Lineage: Eukaryota; Metazoa; Chordata; Crocodylia; Alligatoridae
Product: dermatan-sulfate epimerase
Exons: 17
Coding region: 200-4285 (1361 amino acids)
Molecular function (GO): chondroitin-glucuronate 5-epimerase activity
Source: RefSeq, a predicted model, not a curated record
UUCUUAUUUCUAGUUAAUAUAUGACAGUUUUGCUCAGUACCUGGUAACGGAAAAGGGUUAUGAUAAAGAUUUGCUGACUGUAACUCCAGAAAACUGGGAUUUUUGCUGUAAAGGCUUGGCUUUGGAUCUAGAAGAAGGGAACUUUCUUAAACUUGCAAAAGAUGGAACAGUUUUGAGGGCAAGCCAUGGUACGAAGAGUAUGACUCCUGAAGAGAUCUUGGAGACUUAUGGAAGGAAGGAAUGGAAGCACUUUAAAACAGUCAGUGGAAUGAUCUCCCGUACAGCUAAAUAUUACUUCUAUGAUAACUAUUUUGACCUGCCAGGAGCCCUUCUUUGUGCAAAGAUUGUCGAUAUCUUAGACCAGCAUGACAGUCAGAAAAAAUAUGAUUUUUGGAAGGACGUGAUUGCUGCUAUACAACAUAAUUAUAAAACCUCAGCUUUUAAAGAAAACUGUGGGACAUAUUUCCCAGAAGUGAAAAAUGAUCCAGGAAAAUAUUUACAAAGAUGUCCUGAGUCAGUGAAAAAAUGGCUAAGACAACUGAAAAAUGCAGGGAAGGUCCUGCUAUUAAUUACCAGCUCCCACAGCGACUACUGCAGACUCCUGUGUGAACACAUCCUUGGGAAUGAUUUUGCAGAGUUUUUUGACAUUGUGAUCACAAAUGCUUUGAAACCUGGUUUCUUCUCACAUACGCCAAACCAAAGGCCUUUCCGAACACUUGAGAAUGAUGAGGAGCAGGAAGCUCUGCAAUCCUUGGACAAACCUGGCUGGUAUUCCCAAGGUAAUGCUACCCAACUUUAUGAACUGUUGAAAAAGAUGACCGGCAAGUUAGAACCCAAGGUUGUUUAUUUUGGUGACAGCAUGCACUCAGAUAUUUUUCCAGCCCAUCACUAUAGCAACUGGGAGACUGUCUUCAUUUUAGAAGAGCUUAGAGGGGAUGAAGUUAUAACGCCUGUAGAGACUGAGUCUGAGCCUUUGGAGAAGAAAGGAAAAUAUGAGGGACAUCAUCCCAAAGCUCCUAAUUCUGACUCUAAACAGUGGGGCUCUUACUUUGUGGAUAUCUCAGGAUUGGAAAGUACAGAAGAAACCCUAGUUCAGACAUGGUGUUGCCAAUGCAUUAGUACUUAUAGCACUAUUGCAAUCCCAAGUAUUGAAGCAAUAGCAGAUUUGCCUCUGGAUUAUAGAUUUACCCGAUUUUCCUCAAAUAGCUCUGAAACUGCUGGUUUUUAUCCAAAUCCUCCAAGAUCAUUGCUGUCAAAUGGAUAUUUCAAAGAUGGUUUGGCUUCCAUUGAGACUUGGAGAUCUGAUGCCACAAUGAGGACUCACACACGGGGGGCCCCGAGUGUGUUUUUCAUAAAUGUGGUUUAUUUCGCGUUGGCCUAUAGUACUGAUGAGAACCCAAGAACUGUGAUUCCUUUCAUCAAUGCCAACUACGACAGCUACCCCAUGCUUUACUUUUCUAAAGGAGAGGUGGGAGAUUUGCGGCUCAAGGCGGUCACUACACAUCAGCACAUCACAGAUCGGUUGACUGAGGCAGUGCAGACCAUGCUAUCCAAUCCACUGGAGUACCUUCCUCCCUGGGACCCCAAGGAAUUCAGCUCUCGGUGGAAUGAAAUAUAUGGAAACAACCUAGGUGCCCUGGCAAUGUUCUGUGUGCUCUACCCUGAGAACCUCGAAGCCAUAAACAUGGCCAAGGACUACAUGGAAAGGAUGGCGGCUCAGCCUAGUUGUAUGAAAUAUCUGAUAUCUGUUGCAGUUCAGUGUGCCACCAGUUACUGUUCUGAACCCUGUCUUGAAGAUUUAAAAAUUUGGAUUAACAGGUUAGUGAAGGAUGCGCCAUGGGAUGAAGUUCCUCUUGCUCAUUCUUUAGUUGGUUUUGCCACUGCUUAUGACUUCUUGUACAAUUACCUGAGCAAGAAUCAACAGGAGAGAUUUCUUGAGGUCAUUGCCAAUGCCUCAGGAUAUAUGUAUGAAACAUCAUAUAGGCGUGGAUGGGGUUUCCAAUACCUACAUAACCAUCAGCCUACCAACUGUGUGGCACUGCUGGCAGGAAGCCUGGUUCUGAUGAAUCAAGGCUAUUUGCAGGAAGCAUACUUAUGGACUAAGCAGGUGCUUGCAAUCAUGGAGAAGUCUAUAGUCCUGCUGCAAGAAGUUACAGAUGGAUCUCUCUACGAAGGAGUGGCUUAUGGCAGCUAUACCACCAGAUCUCUCUUUCAAUACAUAUUUCUUGUCCAAAGGCACUUUGGCAUCAACCACUUUAACCAUCCCUGGCUAAAACAGCACUUUGCAUUUAUGUAUAGAACUGUCCUGCCAGGAUUUCAGAGAACUGUAGCCAUUGCAGACUCCAACUAUAACUGGUUCUAUGGGCCAGAAAGCCAGUUGGUAUUUCUUGACAAAUUCAUCAUGCGCAACGGCAGCGGGAAUUGGUUGGCUGAUCAGAUUAGAAAGAAUCGGGUGGUGGAAGGCCCAGGGACUCCAUCCAAAGGACAGCGGUGGUGCACUCUUCACACUGAAUUUCUUUGGUAUGAUGCAAGUUUGCACUCUGUACCUCCACCAGACUAUGGAAUUCCAAAACUACAUUAUUUUGAGGACUGGGGAGUUGUAACAUAUGGAAGUGCAUUGCCAGCUGAAAUCAACAGGCCCUUCCUCUCCUUCAAAUCAGGAAAGCUGGGAGGACGUGCAAUAUAUGAUAUUGUUCAUAAAAAUAAGUACAAAGAGUGGAUCAAGGGAUGGAGGAACUUUAAUGCUGGGCAUGAACAUCCUGAUCAGAACUCCUUUACCUUUGCUCCCAAUGGUGUCCCUUUUAUUACAGAAGCCUUGUAUGGGCCAAAGUAUACCUUCUUUAACAAUGUGUUGAUGUUUUCUCCAGCUAUGUCAAAAAGCUGCUUUUUCCCAUGGGAAGGGCAGAUUACAGAGGACUGCUCAUCAAAGUGGUUGAAAUAUAAGCAUGACUUGGCUGGGGACUGCCAGGGGAGAGUGGUUGCAGCAAUGGAGAGAAGUGGUGUGGUUUUUAUCAGGGGAGAAGGAGUGGGUGCUUACAACCCAAAACUGAAGUUAAAAAACUUCCAAAGAAACCUUGUACUUCUACAUCCUCAGCUUCUUUUGCUGGUGGACCAAAUUCAUCUUGAAGAUGACAGCCCCCUAGAGGCAACAACCAGCUUCUUCCACAAUGUGGAUAUGCCUUUUGAAGAAACUGUUAUUGAUAAUGUCCAUGGGGCCUUUAUUAGGCACCGUGAUGGGAUGUAUAGGAUGUUCUGGAUGGAUGAUGCUGGCUAUAGUGAGAAAGCUACCAUUGCCUCAAAAAUGUAUCCUCGUGGAUACCCAUACAAUGGAACAAACUUUGUGAAUGUAACAACCCACUUGCGACACCCAAUCACCAGAGGAGUUUACCUCUUCAUAGGACCUUCCAUAGAUGUCCAGAGUUUUGAUGUCCGUGGAGAUUCUGAGCAACUGGAUGUCUUCGUAACAACUAGUGAGCAUUCCUAUGCAAUUUAUCUGUGGACGGUUGAGACUGGAGCCCAUUCUGUCUUUGCACAAGUUAUCGCAGACCGACAGAAAAUUAUGUUUGACCAUGUUUCUGCCAUUAAGAGCUCUGCAGUGCCAGAAGUGGAAGAUUAUGUGGGCAUUGUGGAACAGAAUCUUCAGAAUUUCAAGCCUGUUUUCCAGCAGCUUGAGAAGCAGAUCCUAUCCCGUGUGCGCAACACAGAUAGCUUUAGAAAAACUGCUGAGCGCCUGCUGAGGUUUUCAGAUAAGAGACAGACAGAGGAGGCUAUUGACAGAAUAUUUGCUAUCUCCCAGCGGCAGCAGCACCAGCAGCAAGGCAGGGCAAAGAAAAGCAAAAAGAUAGCCAAAGGCUACAAGUUUGUUGAUGCUGUUCCUGACAUUUUUGCACAGAUUGAGGUAAAUGAAAGAAAAGUGCGACAAAAAGCACAGACUCAGGCACAAAAUGAGCUGCCCGUGGAUGAAGAUGAGGAAAUGAAAGACCUUUUGGAUUUUGCAGAUGUUACCUAUGUAAAGCACAAAACUGGGGCAUCACUCAAAGGUCAAUCAGGACUAGCACAUAUGGUGACCACUGCCCGAAGCAGUGCAUCAUUAGUAUCGGCUUCCUACACCCGCCUUUUCCUAAUUCUGAACAUUGCUAUUUUCUUUGUCAUGCUGGCAAUGCAGCUGACCUGCUUUCAAAGAGCCAAGAGCCUACAUGGCCAAAGAUGCCUUUAUGCAGUACUUUUAGUUGACAGCUGUAUAUUAUUGUGGCUGUAUUCAUCUUGUUCCCAGUCACAAUGUUAACAAAAGACCAUGUACUACUUGACCAGUUUAUGGUCAUAUAUGUCUAUGCAAAAGCAUUAACCCUAAUAGGGCCAGAGUUUGUUUGUUCCUUUUCUGAAACAUUCCAGGAGGCAGCUGGGGAAAGAUUGAUUUCACACCAUGAGAGGAAGGAAAGUAAUGGGGCUCGUAAUGCAUUCCUCUGAGAAUUAAGUGCUCCUCAUCUGUUCUUUGGGUUGGAUUUAACAUCUGAAGGAAUGUUAUGCUUUGUUCAUCAGAGUACAUUAUAUUAAGCUGUAAUUAAUUUUUGCAAGAAAGAAAUAGAAUCCUCUUUUAUGGAACUUUUGUUUCCUAAGAGCUUUGGUUUUAUACACAAUUUGGCAUGCAUAGUUUAAUUUCAGGCUGCUGCAGAGGCCUAUAAAUAGGCCCUGGUUUAAAUUGCAGGCCCAGCUCACUAAUAUCCUGGCCCAGUCAUGGCAGUGGCCACCACUGUCACACCCAGAUCAUGGCAACCCAUCCCCUCCCCAUGCCCCCUAAUUGUCUGAGGGGCAGAUUUAGGGUCAGAUCUAAUUGCAGCAUCAAAGGCCUUGCUCCCAAGGCCUCAGCUCACUGCUGAAAAGCCCAUGGCCCCCACACCUCCUCCCCCCACAACUCACUGGACUAAGAUGUUUUUGGUUUGCCUUGAUUUCUUCUUAUUGAAGGCAGAGAGCAGCAUGAUUGCAGCAGGGAAGCAGGCAGGCAAGAGGCUUUAUCCUGGGCUUGGAAACUGCUGGCUGCCUUAGGCAGAAAGACCUGGUGCUGAAAUGUUUGUGUGUGUGCGCGCACGCGUGUGUUCUCUCCCCAUGACCCCAACCGCUGGCACCCCAGUUUUCCUACCUGGAGGAGCAAACAGCCCCUCCCCUACCCAGUGCCAAGGCCCAGAGGAUGGGGAAGGGAGGCAGCCCUCAGGUGCCCCCAACCCUCCAUGCAGUACCCAGGAGCCCCAGUUUUUCUACCUGGACGAGCAAACAGCCCCUCUCUUACCCUUCCCCAAGCUCUCUCCUCCCCAUCCCUUGUGCAACCCCUUCCCCCCUCCCUUGGGCUGCCAGACUUUUGCUGCUGGCUGGACAAUGCUGGGGAAUUCCGCUGCAAGCAGCCAUAUCAUGGCAUUUCAUUGCAAAUCACAUUUUUCAUGAAAAUCACUUAAUUUCAUGAUUUUCACAAAAAAAAUGUGAAAUUGCAAUUUAAACCAAGCCAUACCUAUUAAUGUGGCAUCCUUUCUCAAAGAUAAGGUGUGCAGAAAGCUAUAAGUAGAUUUUAUUCUUUUCCUUCAAACAGUGGCAAUGCAUAGGGGGUGCACAUACAGCCUCUGACAGCGCUGGUGCACCCCCUGACAGCAGCGUUCCUGGGCAGGGGGGCGCAGGUGAAGCACUGGUGCCCCCUUGACAGCGUUGGCUGGGGAGGAGUGUCCCAGGAGAAGCAGUCUCCCCACGGCCGAUCUGACCCAGAAUUGCCAGCAGUGCACCACUUCCAGUUGUGGGUCAGCGGGAUCAGCCACAAGGGACCCCACCCCGGCCUGCGGGAUUGGCCACGGGGGACCCCCCCAGUCGCUGACUGUCCUCGGGGGGGCAAGUGCCCCCCCUGACUCAGGAGGCAUCACUUGCCCAUACCUUCAAAUCAGAGAGCAUAGAGCAGCCUGAUCAAAAUACUUUAGAGCCCAUUUAUCAUGAUACUUCCUCUGUGCCUUAAGAAACAGUCACUGUAGGAAAAAGCAGUUUGUUUCACUGGUGACUGAGAGAAAGACAGUUUCAGUGAUCAACAAAUGCCAGAAAGAGGCAGCCAAGGCACUAAUUUUAUGUCUACAUCUUUACUGUGGAGUUGACUAAUUAGCUCUAUAGUAAAACAUCACCAUCUACACAUGCACUGAUAUUAGGGUGCAGUAAAUGAACUCCAACAUAGAACAGUACUGUAAUGGUACUAUCCUUGGCAGAGUAAUUAUGUGUACUCAAAUGCAUGUGUAGACUGUGAUGGGCUGGCUGGGGCACAAGGAUGCUACAGAGAUGGAGCUGCCUGCCGCCUAGCCCCACACUGUAGCACUCUCAUGCCCUAGCCACCUAGAGCCUGGGGCUGA